AUGUUCUCCGAUCUCGAAUGCGACUACAUCAACCCUAUCGACCUCUGCAACAAGCUCAACCAGUUCAUUCUUCCCGAGAUGGCGGCGCACGCAGUGCUCACGCUCUUCUUCCUGCUAAGCGGUCAAUGGAUAGCGUUCCUUCUCAACGCUCCGCUCGUGGCGUUCAACGUCAACAAGGUCAUGAACAAGAAUCACACCUUGGACGCCACCGAAAUCUUCCGGACGCUGAGCCAACAUAAGAAGGUCUGCUUCAUCAAGUUGGGCUUCUAUCUGGUCAGCUUCUUCUACUACCUGUACAGGAUGAUCCUCGCUCUGAUUGCCGAUACCGAGUAG
Pseudozyma hubeiensis SY62 is the source of this 333-nucleotide messenger RNA. RefSeq lists its product as hypothetical. The transcript has 2 exons. The coding region runs from base 1 to 333 and encodes 110 amino acids. Gene Ontology annotation, biological process: endoplasmic reticulum to Golgi vesicle-mediated transport. The record is from RefSeq and is a predicted model, not a curated record. Gene Ontology annotation, cellular component: endoplasmic reticulum membrane; COPII-coated ER to Golgi transport vesicle. Lineage: Eukaryota; Fungi; Basidiomycota; Ustilaginomycetes; Ustilaginales; Ustilaginaceae.